GUUGACUCCGAGGGCAAGCGUAUUUGUUGUGCAGAGAAUUUGCAGAUCGCCAUUCAAGAAAAGACCUUCUAUAAGUUUGAAAUUGGAUUCAGAUCACAAGGCAACAGAAUUUCGACUAUAUUUUCAAUCUCUUUCUCCCCACAUGCGAGCCUUCCACCUGGCAUGGCUCUCCCUCUUCAGCUGCUUCUUCUCUACUUUCUCCAUUCCUCCACUCAUUCCUAUCAUCGGAAAAGACCUCAACCUCACCGCUUCUGACGUGGGCAAGGCUGGGAUAGCAUCCUUUGUCGGUUCCAUCUUCUCCCGCCUCGCAACGGGCCCUGCAUGCGACCUCUUCGGGCCGCGUCUGGUAUCCGCCGCAGUCUCCCUCCUCACAGCACCCGUAGCCUUAUCCAUGUCUCUAGUCUCAUCCCCCAUGGCCUUCGUCGCCGUUCGUCUUCUCAUUGGAUUUUCUCUGGCCAAUUUCGUGGCCAACCAAUUCUGGAUGAGUUCCAUGUUCUCCGGCUGCGUUGUUGGACUAGCCAUUAAUGGCGUUGCCCCCGGCUGGGCUAACGUCGGCUCUGGCGUCACUCAGCUAGUCAUGCCGCUUAUAUACAAUCUCUUCACUACUACCUUGAACAUACCCUCUUCUAUUGCUUGGCGCAUAGCAUUUGUCGUCCCAGCAAUUUUCCAGGUAGCAACGGCGCUUAUGGUAUUCAUCUUUGGCCAGGACUUGCCUGAUGGAAACUACAGCGGUAGUAUAAUACAUAUAAGAGCUCCGAGUAAACCACAACAAAAGGAAAACUCUUGCUGGAGUGUGCUGUACAACGGCCUGAAGAAUUAUGGAGGAUGGAUACUGGGGCUGACAUAUGGGUUUUGCUUCGGAGUCGAAUUAACAACUGAUAAUAUCAUAGCGCAGUAUUUAUAUGACAGAUUUAACGUGAAUGUUCAGACAGCGGUUGCCAUUGCUGCGAGCUUUGGGUCAAGGCCAGCGGGAGGGGUGGUUUCAGAUGAGAUGGGAAGGAGGUUUGGAAUGAGAGGGAGGCUGUGGGGCUUGUGGGUGGUGCAAAACGGUGGUUUCAGAUUUAACGUGUUGCUCGGGAGAGUUAGAACACUUUGGGCCUCCAUUUUAGUGAUGUGCGGCUUCUCUUUGUUCGUUCAGGCAGCUUCGGGCCUCACAUUUGGCGUUGUUCCUUUCGUUUCCAAGAGGUGGUAG
This is a messenger RNA of Coffea eugenioides, 1192 nucleotides long. RefSeq names its product high affinity nitrate transporter 2.7-like. Gene Ontology annotation, molecular function: nitrate transmembrane transporter activity. Gene Ontology annotation, cellular component: membrane. Lineage: Eukaryota; Viridiplantae; Streptophyta; Magnoliopsida; Gentianales; Rubiaceae. Gene Ontology annotation, biological process: transmembrane transport. The record is from RefSeq and is a predicted model, not a curated record.